AUGGGAACUGCGCCUAUGUUUUCCUCAUGCUCUGGUCACGUCCGUAACAACCUGAUGAUGCAGGCAAGGAACAUUGAGUACGACGUCAUUGGGGCUGACCGAGACGAGAAGGCGUUACUCGUGCACGCUGUAUUUGGAAUUGGAGAAGAACUGUUCCUUGGAACAUGCGAGAACAGAGGCGUCGGCGGCAUAGGUGUGCUUGUCAAUACGCACUCUGCCAUGAACAUCGAUUCUUACGAAAGCUUGACAGCUCGAAUCGGUCGUUUGCAAUUGAGAAGAUUUGGCAGCUCUAACCAUCUUCGUUGCCUACGCACCAACAUCAAGUUACGAAUAAGAGGGGUUGGAAGCGUUCUACAUGGAUCUGGAGUGGCUCUACAGAGAAGACCAUACUUUCUUUAG
Messenger RNA from Haemonchus placei, 399 nucleotides. The record is from the annotation of a GenBank genome assembly. NCBI's taxonomy places the organism in Eukaryota, Metazoa, Nematoda, Chromadorea, Rhabditida, Trichostrongylidae.